Molecule: messenger RNA, 3491 nt
Organism: Amaranthus tricolor (Joseph's coat)
Lineage: Eukaryota; Viridiplantae; Streptophyta; Magnoliopsida; Caryophyllales; Amaranthaceae
Product: pentatricopeptide repeat-containing protein At1g18900-like
Exons: 3
Coding region: 512-3133 (873 amino acids)
Molecular function (GO): protein binding
Source: RefSeq, a predicted model, not a curated record
AAGUUCGCAUGGUAAGAAAAAUAGGGCAAAGUACAAAAAAUUGAGCCGAAAAGAAGCUCAUAAGAACCUGUAACAAAGCAGGAAGAGGUUGUUUGUUUGACAGCCUCCUCCCAUUUCCUUCCCCUGCUUGCUUGGAGAAAACUCCAGAGUUGACUGCUCUAAGGGCCAAGAACAAGAACAGCCGCCUUUCCUUUCAUCCUCCUCAUUUUGUCUCCUUUUUCAAAUCAUCAUUUCUACAUGCAAUAAGGGUCCAUUUUUAUAAGUUUUUUUCUUGGAUUCAAUUUGGUGACAAUGGAAGAUGUUCGUUGGUAGAAGCCGAUUUUGAGAGCUGCUAUCAACAUACUGCUUGGAUCUCUCUGUUUGGUCCAAUGUAGAGAUUCACUGACAAAUUGUUGGUGGUGCCAUUGAAAUAUGUGGAUUAUUGGACUCUUUCUUUGGCUAUGUCUUCACGAGCUCAAUAUGAGCAUUUGGAUGAAAUUAGCUCUAAAAUGUUUGACUACAUUUUGAUGCUAUGCUUCGAGCCAAGCAGCUAAGUAAUUUUUCCAAUACUGCUAGAUCCAUAUUUUAUAAUGGGUCAAGAUGUAGUGUUGGCGAUGGGAGCUCGUGCUCAUGUGCUGAUGAUGAAAAAUGUGUUUCAAGGAGGCAGAACACUUUGGUUCGGCUUAACCCAUCAGCUGCGGUACCUUCACCUGUUGCAAGGGUAGAAUCUAUAGUCUCAAAGGAUGCUGGGAAUGCUUCUCGAAAACCUGAAAAUGUCAACGGUCCAACUUCUCGGCCACAGGUGGUCUCUCCUUCAAGUACUUUGGGGAAACCCGAUUCUGUAUGUUAUUCAACUAGUAUUAUUUCUGAUCAAACUGAUGUAAUGAAUUCUUCUGCUCCCAUAAAAGAUCAUUUAGUAAAGGUAGGUAUUGCUGCAGUAGGCUUGUUUUCGGAUAUAGUUAAUCAAAAGACUCCUUUGAAGGAUGGAAGUGAAACAGUUUUUUCAGUACAAAACUAUAUGGUUGGUCGUAGAAGGACUCGAGCAUCCAUCAAACCAUCAACCGUAAUAACUGUACAGAAAGACGAUUUUUAUGAUGUGCACGAAAAACCUUCUUCAAGUAAAGGAACUGCACCUAGUCCUUCAGUGAAAUAUCAGGGUCCUAAAGGUAAACCCGAUUGUCGUAAACCUGCAGAAACUUUUAGCUAUGAGACUAGUGACAAGGUAGGUGGUUCAGUAGGAAGUCAGAGUAUAGCAUCAGAUAAGAAAAGCUACACAGGGCCUCAGGGUUUUUCUUCGGAGAAAAAGAGUUCAAAUCAGAAACCGAAAGUUUAUACGAAUAGCUCUAAUGUGCAGGCCUCGAAAACAAAGUUUACUGGUAGAGUUCCACAGUAUAUUAAUCACUAUGCUAGAGAUUCUAAACCUCAUGUCGGAGCUGCUCCAUUUGGUAGGCAGUAUAUGAGCACCGGGCAAGUUGUCGAAAGUGUUUUGAAAAUUAUGGGGCGGCUGAAAUGGGGUCCUGAAGCAGAAGCAGCACUUGAAAAUCUCAAUUUUUCGAUGGAUGCUUAUCAAGCAAAUCAAGUUCUGAAGCAGAUUCCGGACUAUGUUGCUGCACUUGGCUUCUUCUACUGGUUGAAGCGUCGAGUUGGUUUUAAGCAUGAUGGGCAUACUUAUACGACUAUGGUGGGCAUCUUGGGUCGUGCUAAACAGUUUGAUGCAAUUAAUGUCUUGCUUGAUCAGAUGGCGGAUGAUGGAUAUGAGCCUAAUGUAGUGACCUACAACCGUCUGAUUCACAGUUACGGACGUGCAAACUAUCUCAAUGAUGCCCUUGGUGUUUUCCACCAAAUGCAGGAAGCUGGUUGCAAACCUGAUCGAGUCACCUAUUGCACGCUUAUUGACAUUCAUGCAAAAGCAGGAUUCCUCGAUUUUGCCUUGAACAUGUACCAGAAGAUGCAGGUGGCAGGUCUUUCUCCGGACACAUUCACUUACAGUGUUAUGAUCAAUUGCUUAGGAAAGGCUGGCCAUUUGGUUGCUGCCCACAAGCUGUUUCGUGAGAUGGUAGAUUUGGGUUGUAUUCCAAAUCUUGUUACAUACAACAUCAUGAUUGCCUUGCAGGCCAAGACAAGAAACUACCCUGUUGCCUUACAGUACUACCGUGACAUGAAAAACGCAGGGUAUGAACCCGAUAAAGUUACAUACAGCAUUGUGAUGGAAGUCCUUGGACAUUGUGGAUAUCUCGAAGAGGCGGAAGCAAUAUUUUUCGAGAUGAAAAGUAAGAACUGGGUCCCUGAUGAGCCAGUUUAUGGACUUCUGGUGGACUUGUGGGGCAAAGCCGGGAAUGCUGAAAAAGCUCUACAGUGGUAUCAGGCGAUGCUCCAAGCUGGUUUAUAUCCUAAUGUGCCCACUUGCAACUCUUUGCUGAGUGCUUUUCUUCGAGUUCACCGACUGUCAGAUGCUUACAAUUUGGUUUCGGGUAUGGUUAGCAUGGGACUCAAUCCUUCACUGCAAACCUAUACUUUACUUCUCAGUUGUUGCACUGAAGCCAAAUCAUCCUUCGACAUGGGCUUUUGCGGGCAACUUAUGGCCAUCACCGGCCAUCCAGCUCAUGUAUUUCUGCUGACUAUGCCAGCAUCAGGGCCUGAUGGACAAAACGUACGGGAUCACAUGGGGAAGUUCCUGGACCUGAUGCAUAGUGAAGACAGAGAAAGCAAGCGUGGACUCAUCGACGCUGUGGUGGAUUUCCUUCACAAAUCUGGCCUGAAAGAGGAAGCUGGUUCUGUAUGGGAGGUUGCAGCUAUGAAGAACGUGUACCCUGAUGCUGUGAAGGAGAAAAGCUCGUGCUGUUGGCUAAUAAACUUACACGUCAUGUCAGACGGAACUGCAGUCACUGCUCUCUCAAGAACCCUCGCCUGGUUUCGUCGCCAGUUGCUGUUAUCUGGCAACGGUCCCACCAGAAUCGAUAUCGUAACUGGAUGGGGCCGAAGGAGUCGAGUGACAGGAGCGUCUUUGGUGAGGCAAGCUGUUCAGGAGUUACUCGAUAUAUUUAGCUUUCCAUUCUUUACCGAAAAUGGAAACUCCGGGUGCUUUGUUGGAUGCGGGGAGUCCCUCAACCGAUGGCUACAACACCCUUGUGUUGAAAGGAUGCAUUUGCUUUAGCUACCAUCAUACCGGGUAGAUUGGUUGCAUUUUUGUGGAAGAUAGAUCUUUUAGUACUAUUUUGCAAUAAAAUUGAGUUGUAUUAAGCUAUGAAUACUCUGCUAGCAAAUUUUGCCGUGCAUUUUGAUGUUCUGGUACGAUCAGUUAGUCUGAUAUUAGGAUCUUGCUUUGUUCGAGUCGCAGGUUUCAUGCGGGCAUAAGAUCCGAUGAUUUGUUUUUAUAUUAAUGUAAAGCUAUAUAGAAUGAUGAAUGUAGUGAGGAAAUUUUCUGAGAUGAGUCUUCCAUUGUUCUGUAUGAAUUUUUUGAUGUUAGCAUUGAUUUUAGCUUGGCAACAAUAUUUUGCAUGCAUUUGUGACAA